Messenger RNA from Coturnix japonica (Japanese quail), 2728 nucleotides. Its product is annotated as S-adenosylmethionine synthase-like. Gene Ontology annotation, biological process: S-adenosylmethionine biosynthetic process. The record is from RefSeq and is a predicted model, not a curated record. Gene Ontology annotation, molecular function: methionine adenosyltransferase activity; ATP binding. Lineage: Eukaryota; Metazoa; Chordata; Aves; Galliformes; Phasianidae.
CACUUUGUCUUCUGUCUGGGCUUGUUCUGUAGUUGCUUUGGGUGUUUCCUAUUUGCAGGCUCACUGAAAAUACUAAGUAUGUCAAGCCAUACCUCAAAAAAAGAAAAGCGGUUUCUUUUUACCUCAGAAUCUGUUGCAGAAGGACAUUCUGACAAAAUGUGUGAUCAGAUAAGUGAUGCUGUUCUAGAUGCUCAUCUCAGUAUUGAUCCAGAUGCCAAGGUUGCCUGUGAAUGUGUGGCGAAAACUGGAAUGAUUUUGCUUUGUGGAGAGAUCACAUCCCGGGCUAUUGUAGAUUACCAACAAAUAGUAAGAGAGACCCUUAAGAGGAUAGGGUAUGAUGACUCUUCUAAAGGACUGGACCAUAAGACUUGUACAGUUCUAGUGGCCUUGGAGCAACAGUGUAAAGAGAUCAAGCAUGCUGUCUCCCAUGGCAAGAGUGAUGAUGACAUUGGAGCAGGGGAUCAGGGUCUAAUGUUUGGCUAUGCUACUGAUGAAACUGAGGAAUGCAUGCCCUUAACAAUCCUCCUGGCACACAAGCUCACUGCAAGGAUAAAGGACCUGGAACGGAAUGGAACCUGGCCCUGGGUUAGACCAGACGGAAAAACACAGGUCACUAUGGAAUACAAGGAGAGUGAUGGAGCAGUGGAACCCAUCCGAGUGCAUACAGUUGUGAUCUCAGUACAUCAUGCCCCAGAUGUACCUUUACAACACAUACAGAAGGAGCUAAUGGAGAAAGUUGUUAAAGAAGUCAUUCCAGAGAAGUAUCUCGAUGAAGGCACAAUUUAUCAUCUCCUUCCAAGUGAGAAGUUUGUAGAAGGUGGUCCUAAGAGUGAUGCUGGUCUGACUGGCAGGAAGAUCAUUGUUGAUACCUAUGGAGGUUGGGGAGCCCAUGGUGGAGGUGCUUUCUCUGGAAAAGACCCUUCCAAAGUUGAUCGUUCUGCCGCAUACGCAGCUCGAUGGGUAGCAAAGUCUCUGGUGAAAGCUGGUCUCUGUAAAAGAGUAUUAAUCCAGCUAUCGUAUGCUAUUGGUCUGAGUCAUCCUCUUGCGAUCUCAGUGUUUCAUUAUGGAACCUCAGACAGAUCUGAAGAAGAGCUGCUUGAGAUUGUACAGAAAAACUUUGAUCUACGCCUUGGAGCUAUAAUAAGGGAGCUGGAUUUGAAGAGGCCAAUCUAUCAAAAAACAGCAUGCUAUGGGCACUUUGGGAGAGAAGAAUUUACAUGGGAAAUACCCAAAAAGCUUGUUUACUAAGCUUUUUGGAAUGCUUCAGAUCACUGACAGGUGGUUUAACAAUCAGGUACCACUCCAAGCUGUUCAUAUAAAGACUGCACCUCCUUUUGUUUCACAAUGACACCCCGUAGCUAAUAGAUGUGCUAAAAAUCGUAAGUAUUCAAAUUCUAACUUUCAUAGGGGCCCUGUGCUUCAAAUGCAUGCAGCUCUGUCUAACAUAGUCCAGCUUUGUCUUUGGUAACAUGACCAAUUUAGGCCUUCGGCUGUGACCAGAAUUUAAGUGCACAGAUGAUUAUGGGAAAUAAAGUCAGCGCAGUACUGCCAGGGAAGCUGGCUGCUGCUUACCCAGUUAACUUUGUGUUGAAGUGGGUGAGGUACCUUCCAACAGCCCUCUGCAAAAGGAAAACAGCAAUAGAUCUGCUUGUCUUAAUGCUUUGAGCAGUGACUUCUACAACUACCGUUUCCUUUGGUACAGGUGAGUUAGUAGAAAUACUUAUUUCAGAACACAGUCACCUUAAUUCUCAAUGAAGUAAGAUCUGAGUUAGUGUUGUAUUUGCUUGGAAUGUGGUGAUUUUGUAAUCAGCUUUGAGUGUUGUAAUUCUUUUACUUGUUUAUUGUUACUCCUUUAAAACUGCAGUUUUCCAUGUCUGUGUGAGCUGGAAAUGAUUUGGUUAAGUUUCACUGAGCCACUGAAUGAAAUAUGGAGGCUUUUUGUAAAAACUAAUUGGAGGGCAUUACCUUCUUUCGAAUUCUCUAGCUGGAAGCACAAAUUGAAGAAAAAAAUCAAAGACAUUCAGGUUUUUUUUUUAAGUACUGGAAAAUAUGAAAGGUCUCAUGCACAGGAAGCUGUACUACAUGUCUAAUCUCCACGUCUUCUAUCCAAAUAUUUUAGCAGAUUUUCUAAUAACUAUUUACAUGUGGUGGCUAAUUUGCCCAGUGUAGAAUUGUUUUGUUUAAAGCAAACAGAAAAGAUGCUACACCUCUGCUAAAUUUUGUUGUGCUUAAUACAAUACCAAAGACGAAGCAAUUGCUCCACAAAAUCAAUGAACAUCUUUUCAAAUGUUCCCAUUAUCAUUCUAGAAAUGAAUUACUUAAACUGUGGCUUCAGAAAUGAAAAAUGAUGCCCAGAGCAGACAUGAGCAGCAAGACUGCUGAAAAUUUAGCUAAAUUAAAAUGUUGCCUAUGUGGAAGAAUAAAUUAAAAUAUUUUUAUUUCCAAAUGUUGCAACUGCUGCUUUAUUAUACAUUGUUAAUUUAGUAUCAAAUAAGCAGGCUCUUCUUUGAAAUUCAUGGCUACAAUAUAUUGUGUAAAUCUCUCAAAAUAUAGUGGCUCAUAAUCUAUGUAAGAAAUAAACUAUAAUUACACACCAGAAACACAUAAUAGUUUGUGCAUUGUAUUUUAUGACUUCAUACAGAGAAGCAAGCUGUAUGGAUAUUCUGCUAAUAAAGUUGCAUGAAUUAAAAACCAUGUUAUAGUAAAAUUAUUUGUGUAUAACACUCAU